GGGCGCGGUCCUGUCACGCUCGCACGGGGACGAGGCCGCGGCGGCGAUGGCGGAUUACGAUCCCUACGACGACCGGGCCUACAGCAGCUUCGGCGGCGGCCGCGGGUCUCGUGGUGGUGGCCUUGGUUCCCGCAGAAAUAAAGAGCUGCCAACAGAACCCCCUUUCACAGCAUAUGUGGGAAAUCUGCCCUUCAACACUGUCCAAGGAGACAUAGAUGCCAUUUUCAAGGAUCUCAGCAUAAGGAGCGUACGACUAGUCAGAGACAAGGAAACAGACAAAUUUAAAGGAUUUUGUUACGUAGAGUUCGAUGAGGUGGAGUCACUCAAGGAAGCUCUUACAUACGAUGGUGCACUUUUGGGUGACCGAUCACUCCGAGUGGACAUAGCAGAAGGCAGGAAACAGGAUAAAGGUGGCUUUGGCUUCAGAAAAGGUGGUGGGCCUGAUGACAGAGGAAUGGGAGGAGGUUCCAGAGAAUCCAGAGGAGGUGGAUGGGAUUCCAGAGAUGACUUCAAUUCUGGAUUCAAAGAUGAUGACUUCUUGGGAGGUCGGGGUAGAGGAACCCGCCCUGGAGACCGGCGACCACCAGGUGCCUCCAUGGGAAGUGGUGGCACUGGUCGCUUCAGAGAUGGGCCUCCCCUUCGUGGGUCUUCCAUGGACUUCAGAGAGCCAACAGAAGAGGAAAGAGCACAGCGACCCCGACUCCAGCUCAAACCUCGAACAGUCGAUACUCCCCUCAAUCAAGUAGCCAAUCCAAACUCUGCGAUCUUUGGAGGAGCCAAGCCCCGGGAGGAAGUAGUAAAAGAACACGACUGAGUUUGGGGUUGAGAGGGAAUGGGGAGGCGGGAGAAAAAGCAAGACAGUACAGAGUGACUAGCUCUGCUGGAAUGUCAACCCUGCAGUUUACCAUUCCUGCCAUCUGGUAUUUGUCCUCUUUGAAACCGAAAACACAGAGCUUGUGAAUGCAUGUCAGCUGUUAACAAGUGGUUUUUAGUACGUUCUUGGCUUUGCUGUAUCUAGUGCCUGCUUUGUGCUGAGUUUCCCUCUUCUGUUUCCUUCCAAGCAGCACAGUUGCCAGUAGAUAAGGCAGUGUGGCUGCUUCCACAAGUGUGGAGGUCUCUGGACAAAGGUGCUGCUUCACUUCUUCCUUUCUGGGUUUGUUUUACUUUAGAAGCACAGGUUAGACUUAGUUAUUUCCCUGUAUUGUUUCCUUUUACUUCCUCAGCGUUCCUCUUCUGACUUGCAUGUCUCGUUCUGUAUUGCUGUGGCUCUGAAGAGGAAAACUGAAGAGUUCAGAUGAGUUGAACAGAAACUUACAGUUCUAACCAAGUAGUGAAAUACCAUUUAUGAGAAUUGGUGAUAGUCACUGUUCACAGCAGAGCCCCUUAUUAAACUAAGGGGGCAGCUGCCCUUUCACAUGGGUUGCCAGGAAGAAUCAAUUUAAUGGAUGCCUUGCCUGACAAGCCUGGUGAAUAGCUGGUGGAAUCAGUAUGGAUAAAGCCUCUGCCAGCAGCCUCUUCCUGCUGGCUCUUGACUUCCAUAUGGUAUGAUGCUACUACAACUCUGAGCUCAAGGUUAGUGCUGCAAAGCCAUGCCUGUUUGAGCACAACUGCUCACUGGCUCUUUCUGCUUACUUUUUUGGGUUUUACAUGUUUGGUAAAUUUUUAAAUGAAGUUUCUACAAAUAAAAUUGACUUUUUUAUUUUUGUUGAAGGAGUGUAUACUUUGCCAUGCAGUAUUUGAUCGUCACUAUUCCCUGUGUUUCUUUGCCCAGUGGGGUACAAUUUUAGGACCUCAGCUUUCAGAAUACCUUGAAAAUGGGCAGAUUAGAAAUCUUUCUGCUAUAGAUUCUCAUGUAGAAGUUUGGGUAAAAAGUAUCUCGUUACUACACCUCUCUUCCCUUGAAAUGUUUCUUGUCAGUGUUGUGUGGGAGGAGGGAGGGGAGGCUGAAGCAAAAGGAGAAAUCAUUAAGUUUUAAUCCAAAACCUGGUUCUACCACACUGAAGAUUGGACAUGUGCAGUGUGUGGGAAAAGCUUGGGCCCAUAUUGCCAGUGCUGAGAGCCUUCAGAUAAACCAGCCAGCACCCCAGAGUACUUAGAAGAGGAGGUUGGAAGCACGGCUGCCCCACUACCAGCACCACUGCUAGUGAUGCAUUUCUUCACUAAGGUUCCCAUUGUAAGUCAGAGUCCCAGCAAUUUACAGAACUACUCUUUCCUUCUUUCUGCCUUUCACUUAAUCUGCUUCUGAGAUAAGAACCAUUUGUCUAACACUAAUACUUAAUUUAAGACAGACAUGCAUUUGUGUGGUUGUAUUCCAAACCAAUAAUUGAUCUAUUUACAUCUUCAAUGUGGAAAAGAUUUUAAGAACAAAUUCCCAUAUAAAAACUCACUUCUAGUCAAGACAAUUGACUUUUAAAUGUAAAAACAAAGGAGAAAAAAAAAAAAGAAUUCCAAACACUUAGCACAUUCUGCUUCAUAACAAAAUAAAUUUAUGGAUAUGGUAUUUUGUGAAUGAUCUUUUAAAUAAAAGAAAACAUUAAGUAAUA
Messenger RNA from Vidua macroura (Pin-tailed whydah), 2543 nucleotides. RefSeq names its product eukaryotic translation initiation factor 4H (gene EIF4H). Gene Ontology annotation, molecular function: RNA binding. The transcript has 7 exons. The record is from RefSeq and is a predicted model, not a curated record. Lineage: Eukaryota; Metazoa; Chordata; Aves; Passeriformes; Viduidae. The coding region runs from base 47 to 814 and encodes 255 amino acids.